UAUACAAACCACAAUUCUCUUAUUUUCAGCUCAUAAUUUCCCCCCUCAAUUUCCAAGGAACAUUUGGGUUCCUAGUUGUCACCCUCAUAUCAUAAAUUCUUGAAACCUUGGUUUAAAAUUGUGUCCUUUUGAACUCCCACAAAAUUUGGAGUUUGUCUUGCCCCAUGGCCCUUUAUGUAAGUAGUGGUUGUUUCACUGUGAUGUGUCACUCAAGAGUUCACAGAAUAAGAGCUCUUGCCUCAGAGGGUUCUGCUACUCUCAAUACAGUGGUGGAGGAGAAGGUGAAGUUGGGUGGCUCUGAUUUGAAGGUGACAAGGGUUGGAAUUGGAGCUUGGUCAUGGGGUGAUACCACUUAUUGGAACAAUUUUGAAUGGAAUGAUAGGAGUGAGAAGGCUGCAAAAAAUGCUUUCAAUGUCAGUAUUGAUGGAGGUCUAACCUUUUUUGACACUGCUGAAGUCUACGGCUCUGGGCUUGCUUUAGGAGCCAUAAAUUCUGAGACUCUUCUUGGAAGAUUUAUUAAGGAAAGAAAAGAAACGGAUCCAGACACUGAGAUUGCUGUUGCAACCAAGUUUGCUGCACUGCCGUGGAGAUUCGGCCGUCAAAGUGUUCUCACAGCCCUUAAAGAUUCCCUUUGUCGACUAGGACUGACUUCAGUGGAUCUUUAUCAGCUUCAUUGGCCUGGAGUUUGGGGAAAUGAAGGAUAUAUUGAUGGUCUGGGUGAUGCUGUUGAAAAGGGACUUGUAAAGGCUGUUGGUGUUUCAAACUAUAGUGAGAAGCGACUGCGUGAAGCUUAUGAGAAGCUCAAGAAGAGAGGUAUUCCAUUAGCUUCAAACCAAGUAAACUACAGCCUCAUCUAUCGAGCCCCUGAAGAAAAAGGUGUAAAGGCUGCCUGUGAUGAACUUGGGAUUACAAUAAUUGCCUAUUCACCAAUUGCUCAAGGUGUUCUCACUGGAAAGUACACUCCUGAUAAACCACCAAGUGGGCCCCGAGGCAGAAUUUAUACUCCAGAAUUCCUAACAAGACUCCAACCUUUGCUUAACAAGAUCGGUGAAAUUGGAGAGAAAUAUGAUAAAACUCCUACACAGGUGUCCCUGAACUGGCUGGUGGCACAAGGCAAUGUUGUGCCAAUUCCUGGAGCCAAGACAGCAGAACAAGCUGAGGAGUUCAGAGGUUCACUUGGUUGGAGACUAACUGAUGAGGAGGUAGCUGAGUUGCGUAGUUUGGCUUCAGAAAUUAGGCCUGUUACUGGUUUUCCAGUUGAAAACCUCUAGAAUAUAGAUAAGCACUAUACAGUUGCAGCAUGCUCCUGCUAAAUCAAAUGUAAAGUUGUAUUUGUUUACAAUUAUUGCUCUUAUUAUUAAUUAUUUAUUUGACCACAUAAA
Cajanus cajan (pigeon pea) is the source of this 1382-nucleotide messenger RNA. Its product is annotated as NAD(P)-linked oxidoreductase superfamily protein. Gene Ontology annotation, cellular component: cytoplasm. The record is from RefSeq and is a predicted model, not a curated record. NCBI's taxonomy places the organism in Eukaryota, Viridiplantae, Streptophyta, Magnoliopsida, Fabales, Fabaceae.